Messenger RNA from Gigantopelta aegis, 2106 nucleotides. Its product is annotated as growth arrest-specific protein 2-like. Gene Ontology annotation, molecular function: microtubule binding; actin filament binding; cytoskeletal adaptor activity. The transcript is spliced from 7 exons. The record is from RefSeq and is a predicted model, not a curated record. The coding region runs from base 202 to 1119 and encodes 305 amino acids. Gene Ontology annotation, biological process: actin crosslink formation. Gene Ontology annotation, cellular component: actin filament. Lineage: Eukaryota; Metazoa; Mollusca; Gastropoda; Neomphalida; Peltospiridae.
GAGAACAAAUUUCGUGAAAAGUUGUCACAUUUGUAGAGAAUUUUUUGUUCUGUACAUGAACUGUAGUUGUAAGGCUACUUCUUACAAUUACACGUGUUACAGUCAUCAACUGAUCAAGGGAUACUUGACUUUUGGAUUCGGUUUGUCACUGCCUGUUAGAAUGUUGCAAUUCAGUGAUAAACAUCUAAAGUAUUAUAGUAUAUGAGGAUGAGCCUGUCACUGGCGGCUGGAGACAGCACUGCUCCGUGUAAUGGCUCCCCCCGUGACGAGGGGGAGGAGGAGGGAGAAGCGUACCGACAACAGAUCCAGCAGUUGCAGGACAUGAGUCUGGCACCACUCAAGGAGGAUCUGGUGAACUGGCUGGCUAAAACACUCGGUAUUGACAUCUCUACAGAUACUCUGAUGGACGUUUUGGACAAUGGUGUACAUCUGUGUAAACUGGCAAAAAUUAUAGAAGUGAAGGCAUCCGAAUGUGCAGCGGAUGGAAAGCUAACUGAACCUCUUCCUAACUGCAAACUGAAGUGUAAAAUGGUGGCUAAGUCGGGGAGCUGGUUUGCGAGGGACAACUCUGCUAAUUUUCUCACUUGGUGCAGAAACUGGGGAAUAAUAGAAGAGUGUCUGUUUGAAACUGAGGACUUGGUGUCCCACAAGCAUGAGAAGCCAGUGAUUGUGUGUCUGCUGGAGUUGGCUCGACUCGGCUACAAGUACGGCCUCGAACCACCGAACAUUAUCAAGAUGGAAAAGGAAAUAGAACAGGAAGAGAAGGUGGCCGAGCCGGUGACGAAACGACCAAACACUGCAGGUAGCAAGAAGCCAGAAAAGCUAAACCUUCAUGCCGAGGUCCAGAAAAUGGCCCGGAAGUGUCAUUGUGAAGAGCAUGUGAAGAGGAUACGGGAAGGAAUGUAUAGUAUCUUUAAGAAGACGAUCUUUAUCAGGCUGCUGAAUGACAAGCAUCUGAUGGUGCGUGUCGGAGGGGGCUGGGACACCCUGGAGCACUACCUGCUGCACCACAACCCCCACCAGGUGUUUGUCUUCAGCCACUCCAACAGUGAGGACAACAUUCUCCACAAUGUUGGCGGGGAUCACUUCCUCUACAUCAAGGCCAAGUACAAGUCAUGAGCAGCAGGAAAUCAGUGUUGUAGUGCAGUGAUGACGUUUUGUAGCCUCCCUCCCAGCUAAUGCAGCGACGGCGUACAAUAGCCUCCCUCCCAGCUAAUGCAGCAACGACGUACAAUAGCCUCCCUCCCAGCUAAUGCAGUGAUAACGUGCAAUGGCCUCCCUCCCAGCUAAUGCAGCGACGACGUGCAAUAGCCUCCCUCCCAACUAAUGCAUUGAUAACGUACAAUAGCCUCCCUCCCAGCUAAUGCAGUGAUAACGUACAAUAGCCUCCCUCCCAGCUAAUGCAGUGAUAACGUACAAUAGCCUCCCUCCCAGCUAAUGCAGCGACGACGUACAAUAGCCUCCCUCCCAGCUAAUGCAGUGAUAACGUGCAAUGGCCUCCCUCCCAGCUAAUGCAGCGACGACGUGCAAUAGCCUCCCUCCCAACUAAUGCAUUGAUAACGUACAAUAGCCUCCCUUCCAGCUAAUGCAGUGAUAACGUACAAUAGCCUCCCUCCCAGCUAAUGCAGCGACCACGUGCAAUAGCCUCCCUCCCAACUAAUGCAUUGAUAACGUACAAUAGCCUCCCUCCCAGCUAAUGCAGUGAUAACGUACAAUAGCCUCCCUCCCAGCUAAUGCAGCGACGACGUGCAAUAGCCUCCCUCCCAGCUAAUGCAGUGAUAACGUGCAAUGGCCUCCCUCCCAGCUAAUGCAGCGACGACGUGCAAUAGCCUCCCUCCCAACUAAUGCAGUGAUAACGUACAAUAGCCUCCCUCCCAGCUAAUGCAGCGACCACAUGCAAUAGCCUCCCUCCCAGCUAGACUUGCCAGUCUUGAAGGUCUGUUCAGCCAAGUUGACAAAAUGUGUGGUGUCAGCUCCUCACACGUUUUUAAAUUUUUGUUUUGUUUUUGUUUUUUGUUUAACGACACCACUAGAGCACAUUGAUUUAUUAAUCAUUGGCUACUGGAUGUUAAACAUUUGGUAAUUUCUACAUUAAGUCUUAGAGAG